Molecule: messenger RNA, 1781 nt
Organism: Nymphaea colorata (pocket water lily)
Lineage: Eukaryota; Viridiplantae; Streptophyta; Magnoliopsida; Nymphaeales; Nymphaeaceae
Product: amino acid transporter AVT1J-like
Exons: 4
Coding region: 466-1473 (335 amino acids)
Cellular component (GO): plasma membrane
Source: RefSeq, a predicted model, not a curated record
GACCUUCCAGUGUAAAACAUUCCAACACACUGGGGCUAUAAGAAGAGCUCAGUGAGCCACAUGAGUUUUCGAGCGACCAUGGACAUUGAGCACCAACUUCAGCAAGGGGCAAGUCAUGCUCAGACUGGCACUACCUUCAUCAAGACAUGCUUUAAUGGCCUUAAUGCACUUGCAGGUGCAGUUUCUAGUGGUAACGGGAAAAGGAAAGGUAGAAGCUGAAACUCAAUGAUGAGACCUGAACUUUGUCUCCCUCCACCUUGACCUUUGUCACAGUGCCAUCUUCUCAAAAGCACAGUGGUGGAGAAGAUUCUGCUGAGGUUUUCCUUCCUUUGAGCAAACCUAUUAAGUGGAGUUGGUAUAUUAUCAAUACCAUACGCACUUUCAGAAGGAGGAUGGGUAAGCUUGAUCUUUCUGGUUCUGGUAGCUGCUGUAUGUUGCUAUACAGGCAUCCUUCUGAAAAGAUGCAUGGAAGCAGACCCACAGGUCAGAACCUAUCAGGAUGUUGGUGAUCUUGCCUUUGGUACUAAAGGAAGAAUCACAAUCUCUGCUUUCUUAUUCCUGGAGCUAUUCUUGGUAGCUGUCGAGUUUCUGAUACUAGAAGGUGACAACUUAGCAAAACUCUUUCCUCAACUAAGUUUUAGAGUAGGGGGACACGCGAUUGGAGGAAGCCAAGCGUUCAUAAUCAUCUCUGCUCUGGUGUUUCUCCCUACUGUUUGGCUAAGAAGCCUGAAGUUGCUCUCUUAUGUGUCUGCUGGAGGUGUGGUGGCAUCUGUGGUUCUUGUGGCUUCUGUCCUUUGGGCUGCUACAGUUGAUGGUGUUGGUUUUCACCAGAAGGGAGAGGUUUUCAGGCUUAAUGGCGUGCCCACUACUGUCAGCAUCAUCACCUUUUGUUAUUGCGGGCAUUCUUUAUUCCCCACAAUCUGUUCUUCAAUGAAAGACAGAACUGAGUUCCCUAAGGUACUGUUUGCUUGUUUUGUCAUCUGCACGUUCAAUUAUGGAUCAAUGGCAGUACUCGGAUACUUGAUGUAUGGAAAUGAAGUAAAGUCUCAGCUGACGUUGAAUCUUCCGGUGGAGAAGCUAAGCUCCAAAAUAGCAAUAUAUGUCACCUUGGUAAAUCCUUUGACCAAAUAUGCACUGAUCGUUACACCAAUAGCUGCCACCAUUGAAGACAACUUGAUGUCAAAGAGGACCAUCAUCACCAGCCUCCUAACAAGAACCACGCUAGUGGCAAGCACUGUCCUUGUAGCUUUGGCUGUCCCAUUCUUUGGGUACAUGAUGGCUUUGAUAGGAUCAUUCCUCAGCAUCACAGUUUCAGUCUUGUUUCCAUGCAUAUGCUACUUGAAGAUCUGCAAGGGCUACAGAAGGUCCAAGCUUGAGGUCGCAACAAUUGCAGUGAUUAUGGUAGUGGGGUGUUUGAUCGCUAUUGAGGGUACCUAUAGUUCUUUGCAAAAGAUCAUACAGCAUCUAGGGUAAGUGAAUUGCCAGAUAUAAAAGGUCCAAAUGAAAAUAUAGAAAUAUCACUUUACAGGGGCGGCGAGGAAUGCCAGCAGUAAUUUCUCUUCUACACAUGCAUUCAUGAUUCAAAUGGCCCCUUCAAGUUGUUUAGUGCUUUGGAAUGAAGUCCCUCUCCGUGAACAAUAAUGUAGAUAACUGUCACAUAUAAUGUCACUGCAGCCAAAGUAGAAGAAUAUAAUGAUCCAGAAAAUGUAAGACAUUGUCAAAUCGAUGGAAUUUCCAGCAAAAACAAACUAUAAUUCUGAGUUUCCACUUAAUGUUGAUAA